Molecule: messenger RNA, 8161 nt
Organism: Lymnaea stagnalis (great pond snail)
Lineage: Eukaryota; Metazoa; Mollusca; Gastropoda; Lymnaeidae
Source: the annotation of a GenBank genome assembly
GGUUUCUGCAGAAGAGUUUUGCCCGAUUUUGUUGACGUUUUAAAAAUAACUGCUAAUGUUGGAUUAUAACUUGCUGUGUAAAUGAAAAUUUUUGGUAUUUGACAUUUUUAAUUAUUGAGCUGAAACUACAGAACACUCAUUCAUAUACUUAAUGGUAAUUUCAUAUUUUAGAACAAUAAAUUAAACGCCAUUGUCGAGUGCACAUCAUUUCGGCAAUUUCGCUCAUUAAAAUCUUGUCAUAAAUGAAUUAAAUGUCAUUUUAUUUUUAGACCUAGUGACUAGUGUCUAGUUAGACUAGUACUAGUAUUAGACAUUCAUUAGAUUUGUUUUAACUUUUAAUUUUAUGUCAUUAUUAGUGACUAGGGCUUAACGUGGGGGAGGGGUACGGGUAUUUUGAGAAAAUAACCAGUGGGUCGAAGUGUUACAAACAAAAUCAAUCCAAUAGUUAACAUAUCAUUUUCUAAUUUCUAUUAUUAGGUACUCCGCCGAAGCUAGGCACACUCCUAGUAAAUUUAUAUCGGAAAUGGGCGUCGGCGCAAUAGAAUCCGAGUUUUUUUAUUUUUUCAUGUGCAUGUAAUUUGAAUAAAUUAGGAGUCCUUUUGGCCCAUAAUUAAGAUCUGAGUCCGCCCAUUAACGUUAGGAGAAGUUUUGAACUACAUUCCCAUUGCAUUAAUGGUAAAUGGUGAUGGAAAAUGCCACUAUUUUAUCAGUCGUCGCCAUCUUGGUUGACACCUCAUGUGAAGUCACAUGAGGUGUCAACCAAGAUGGUGGUUGAAAAGUAGUGCAAAACACUUGUUUUUAAAAAGGAAGGCGAGGGAGAAAGAUGUUUUAAUUUUUCAAAAAUGAAAGGAAAUAAAUAAAUUUAAUAGCAUUUUUUUGAAGAUCUAUCCCUAUGUCUAACCCGAACCCUAAAUCAAGAUCUAUCCCUAUGCCUAACCCGAACCCUAAAUCACUAAAUCUAUCCCUAUGCCUAACCCGAACCCUAAAUUCUAAAUCACUAAAUCUAUCCCUAUGCCUAACCCGAACGCCUACUAAAUCACUAAAUCUAUUCCUAUGCCUAACCCGAACCCUAAAAUCACUAAAUCUAUGCCUAACCCGAACCCUAAAUCGAUCCCUAUGCCUAACCCGAACCCUAAAUCGAUCCCUAAAACUAGCCCUAAAGCCACAAGUAAAACAUGUGGAAUUAACACACUGUUGCAAGAAAACUCAAAAAAUGAAAAAAAUCAAUAAAAAUUGGCGAAAAAUAAUAACAACAUAAAUAAAUAAUGAAAACCCAACUAACAUUUUCAUGAAAUACACUUUUACACACUUUAUUUCAGAUACCACAAAUAAUAUCCAGAUAACGAAUGGAGCACAAGAACCGGCAAGCCCGGCCAAAAUGUAGGCAAUAUGGCGUCACAAAUAAAAUAUGCAAAUUAGCCAACCAAUCAUAAUUUAGAAUUAUAAUUAAUCAACCAAUUAAAAUUUUAAUACAAAACAGGUCAUCAGCGUACUAAUACUAAGACAUAACAAAAUAUUUCUCUAAAAAUAAACAAAGGGAAGUGACUCUACCAAAAAUAUGUCGUGGCAUCUCGAAUGAUGAACAGCUGAAAAUUGUAUGUCAAUAUAAGGCAUCUUCACAUUAAAAAAUUCGGUCUAAAUAUUCAAAGAAGUUCUUUCAUAUUACAAGUAGACCUGCAUAAUUUGUUGAAGUACAUGUGUGCCAAAUUUCAUUGAUAUAGCUCAUGAAACAUUUUCACAAUUCUCCUCGUUGACCUCAUUAUGCAAAAGUCGCACAGGCCAUUUUGGAUUAGUGAUCCCGCCCCCUUUUAAAUGGCGGAAGACGCCGAUACUUAGCUUAGGAAAUAUUCAUUAUUAUCUCUAUAUACAUCAAAAUAUUUGAUAACUUGCGUUUCAGAAUGCAUUUUGAAGACAUUUAAACUAGAACUUUUAAAUUUGAGCUUUAAAAACCCGGUAGAGUCCAUAUUAUUAACGAUCAGAAUUGACCAUGCGCAUAAAGUCAUGGGAAACCAUUCACAACCAUUUGCAUAAUGCUAUGCCAUAGUACUACUGACUACCUCGUUUAAUUCAUAAGAGUUUGCAGUGUGCAAAAACUAUUAACACCAUUGGUCAGGGAAAGCUUUAGUUAAUUAGUCAUGUGCCAAAGUUGAAAGUUCAAAAUAAGUAGAUCCCAAACAACAUUUUAGGCGGUCCUUUCCCUUAUAUAAACUAUAUAGCAUAUACCGGUGUAAUAGACGCUGAAGAUUUGGUAAACAGAAAAGCCAUAUAUUAAUACAUUAUAUUAAAUUUACUGUAUAAAUAGUGCAUAGUUAGAUAAGCUACAAUUUAUCUAUAAUUAUUAACAUUAUUAAACUUAUUUUUUUAAUGCAGCAUUAGUUCUGAAAAUAAAGUUAUCAUUAAAACAAGAGUUAUAUAGCUCGUGACGCGAACAGCAGAAUUGGGUGCCAGAAAAUGGAGAUGCGGUCCAUGUUGAAAAAGGACAAAUUAAUUCGUAAUUUAAAAAUUCAUAACUUUAAAACUACAACAGCUAAAAAUAUGAUUUUUAUGUUAUAAUUCUUUAAAAAAUUAGCUCUAUUCAACGAUGCAUUUGGUUUAUUUUUACAAAAAGUUUUAAUUUUCUAAUAAAAGUACUUACUAUUAUUUUAUUAUAUGCCAACAUUUAAACAAUAGGCAUGGGCGGCCUACAGACAGUCAGCCCUACACCCCACCUGCUGGGCUUUAACCAAUAGGGUAAAUUGGCAUUAUCCAAAAAAAUAAUUAAGAAAUAAUGAAAACCCAACUUGCAAUUUCAUAGAAUAUGCUUUUACACACUUUAUUUCAGGUUUCACCGAAAAUAAUAUCCAGAAAAUGAAUAAAACACCAUGCCAUCAUAAUAUAACGCAUUUUCAAAGAUGUCGGAACACAUACAAAUAUAAUUAGCCAAUUAAUGAAAUUAUAAAAUUAUAAUUAAUCAACCAAUAAAAAUUUAAUUAAAACAUGCCAUCGUCAUAUUAAUGAAAUGUAACAAUUAACAAGAAACAAGGGGAGUGAAUCCAAAACAGCAACUUAAAAAACUCAAAUGACGUCAUGACUACAGGGGCCAUCCAUAAAUGACGUCACGCAAAUUUUGCCGAUUGUUUACCCCCCCAUCGUCACAAAUCGUCACAAAAUAAAAUACCUCCAAAAUCCCCCCCCCCCCCCCCCCCCCCAUAAAAAGUCCCUGUGUCCACUACUGUCCUUUACAAACCCUUAAGAAAUUCGCCUCCCGCGGAUAUCAAAUUACUGCACCCGUGUCAGAAACAUUUCACUAGAUCAGUGGUUCUUAACCAGGGGUAAAAGUACCUCGCCAACCUUGAGGUGUGUAAGACCAAAAAUUUGUAUUCAGUUGCAUAGCUAGGGGGGUGCGGACAGCACCGGUCAACAUCAAAUUGAAAAAUAACGUAAUUACAGAUAAUUUCACCAAAUUUUCAGGAGACAUUCUUAAUGCUGAAUGCUAAUUUGUUAAUUGCGUAUAUUGGUAAUUUUUUCCCCGUUUAUAAAAAUUUAAUCAAAGAAAUAAAACUACGAUAGCUAAAUUAUUUAAUUAUUAUAAAUUUUAUUACAAUAUAAUUUAUACGGUUGGGGAGGGAUGUUUAAAACGGAGUGGGCCUGCAACGCUACAAAAAGGGCUAAGAAUCCCUGCCCUAGAGCAUUUACUUAUUUACUAAGAUAACCCCCACCCUGCGGUCAACCUUUUUUUCCGCUCCAUCCCUCGUCCACAUUUAGCCAUAAAUUCUCACGACUGUCAUUGUAACUACACUCCGAUUCCUUUCCUCCUUGGCAUCCUGUAACUUGAUCAGAGGUCAUUUUUGGGACUGCACAUACCUGUACUCAGGACUCUUUUAUAUUUAUGUGCUGAAAUGACUUUGUACAACAGCAGAUUCUCUCUCUUUCUCCUUCCCAUUUUAGCAGAUUUGUGUUUUAGUAGAUUUAGAUUUCUACAUAUUUUAUAGGAUCUGAGAAGGCCUCUGAAAUCUAUUUUUAGAACGCACACAACAGCGGUACGUCUUUUAAUACCCCUGUUCCUUUUACCCAUUUAUAGCUUGUGAUAGUUAACAGACUUUAAUAUGUUAACAGGAAAUAGGCAUACCGGUUAAUGGAUAUUGAUAAUUAUAAUUUUUUUAAACUGCUUUUCCUAAAAAAUAAGUCUCAAGUUACUUGGUAGGUUUUUUAAAAUGACGCCCUAAUUUGUUAAUUAGUUCAUAUUUUAAUAAAUUUUAUUUUAUGCUGACCUGACAUGUCAUGAAUGGAUCAGAUUUCGAUUGGAUAUUAGUAACUUAUAAAGUUCAGUAGUUGUCUAGUCAAUACUUGAUUUUGUAAAUUGUUCACAAUAUAAUUUGUAUACAUUUUUGUAUGAAAAUCACUCCUGUGACUUUAAAAUAGAAUUUGCAGUGCAUUCAAAUGAAAAAAUUUUGCAAAUGAUCUUUUACCCUAAUUUAAAUAAUUUCAAAAAGAAUAGGAAUCUGUCUACUGAUCAAACAUCUGCGGCAGACUUUCUUUCAUAAUAAAUUUUAAGCAAAUUAUUUUCUACCUUUUAGAUAAUUUAAACUCUUCUUUGAAAGGAAGUGUUUUUUUAAAAAGAAAUCCAGAUGGUGAUUUUAUUGUUCAAAUGCUAUUCACUAAAUCUGUUAGUAUAAACUUAAUGGGGAUUAUUAUUUUAACUCUUUUAACUUAAUUUGCUCACUUGCAAAUUUUACACUACAAAAAUAUCUUUAAAAGAUUCACAUAUUUAUCUGUAUUUUAUUUUAUUCUUUACAAAAUUCAAGUUUUAUACAGAAACCUCCAGUGCAUUGCUGUAAUAACAAGGUGCUCGCUGCCAUGGCUGAUGGAGAGCAGCAUUUUACUAUUUAUGACCCUACGUCAAAUCAGCCAAUGACAGUCACAGUAAAUAAUGUUGUACAUGGUUCUGAGGAAGCCCAGGCUGUUCAGAGCAUUCAAUAUAUAACAGCUGAUGGCGUUCCAAUUAAUACAAGUGAUGUCAUACAGGUAUGUAAAUGUAACCAUCAGUGCAAAUGAGAUGUAUAUACAUAUAUCAAUUGUAAUAAAUCACGUUUAUAGAGAGAAUUCAGUAAAAAUAUUGACAUGAUUUACACUUUCCUUAGGUAGCGCAAGGUGAUGCAAGUUUUCAGCAAGCUGCGGCUGGAUUCCAAACACUGACAAAUGGGGGCCAAGCUCAAGUCAUCACCAAUUCUUCAUUUGCAUCCAACCCUCAGGUUGCCUUUUUAAGUUAUCCAGCUUGAAGUCUUUUACAUACAUUAAUACAUACAUGAGCUAGAGAUAAAAUCAUUAAAAUAGUUAUUUCUUAAACCAAAGAAAUUAUUAAAGUAUUGGUUGAUAAUUGCUAAUUAAAUUAUGAUGUACAGCCGUAAAAGAACAUAUAAUAAUUUAACUGUUUCCCUCAAGUGGUGCUUCUCAGGAAAUAAGUUUUUAUUUAACACACACAUACCCUACCCCAAAGAUAUACUUUUAAAAAUUUUAAUAUUAAUUUUUAAAUGAUGGAGCACUUCUUAAAAUGUUUACAAUUAAUUUUCAGGUCCAAUCAAUUGUUCAAUCCAAUGUUCUCCAGAAUGUUGUUCAUCAAAACCAAGCAGUGCAACCAUCUCAAACUCCAACGAUUGCAAGUUCAUCUUCAAAUCUCAACGCUGUGGCGACUGUUGGCAUUCCUCAAAUGCUUUUUCUAAACCAAGUUUCAAUAAACGGACAGACAUCCUAUGUUCUUGUAGAUGCAAACAAUAAACCAGUUCAGUUACCUCAGGGUAAUGUUACUUUCACAGCUUUUUUUUUUUCUUUUUACAUUUAGGGCUUAAGUUAGUAUAUGAAACUAUUUCAUUCACAAUUAUUAAUUAAGAGUGUAAGACAUUAUUAUUAACGUGUAGUUAAUUGCCACAAGAUGAUUUUUUUAGUUAAUUCCCCAUGUUUAUUUUUCUUUAUGAAUAUUUACUGUACAUCAGGUAUUCAAGUGAUAAAUUUGCCUGCAGCACCUCUAACAGGACAACCUAUACAAAUGGUAAGACAUGUAAGAUCACCGGUAUAUUUAACUCCGGUACCGGGUACUUUAAAAAAAGUGUAACAUUUGGUAAGGUUGUUCUUUGAUGCAUAAACUAAUGAUGCACAACCUUAUUUCACAGGGUCAUAAAGGGUUUAUUAUUUACAUGGGAUCUCUAGGUGACUGUGGUUAGUUGUUUCUACACCAGUACUUUGGAUUUAUUUCUCCUUUUUUUUUUUCCCCCCAUUAGCCAACUACUGAUACUGGUGAUGAGCCACUUUAUGUUAAUGCUAAGCAGUACCACAGAAUCCUAAAGAGACGUCAGGCUAGAGCUAAAUUGGAAUCAGAAGGCAAAAUUCCUAAGGAAAGACAGGUAUUUGAUAUGUGAUUGAAGUCACUUGUUAGUGAUUUGCUUAUUUUACAUAAGAUGAAAAAUAACUUGUGAAACCAAUCAGUUUCCAAAUAAUUUAAGAAUCAAAUAUAUCUCGAAACGUUUGUAUACUUUGGAAAUGUGUUGCAGUUUUUAUUUGUAGAGGAUUGUGAACGUGAUCAGGUUUGAGGUGUCUUAACUAUUUUUCUCUCAAUCUAUUAUUAUUAUCCAUUUUGACAUUGUCUUUUCAGAAAUAUCUUUAUGAAUCUCGUCAUCGGCAUGCAUUGAAUCGAAUGAGAGGGACUGGAGGAAUAUUUGUCAGAGGCCAGGAGACAGACACUAAAGCUAACAUUCAUCAAAUAGGAAAUUAAGUACCUGAGAUCUUAGGUCCUUUAGAAAGAUACUGACUAGAAUGGAUAUAUAAUCACUUUAAAUGUGACAUUAUCAGUGGACUUUGUGAGUCAUGAAGAAUGACCUUUUUAAGAGCCGUUUUUUUACUUUUGCAUUAGUUUUACUAUAGUUUGAUUUAAAUUAAGUAUUGACUAUUGACAUUUAAAAUGUGAACUCUGGUAGUCAUGGUCAUUAUGACUAGGCUAUAAGACCACUCAAUCUGUAAGAUGUAGCUUUGUUGGAAUGAUUACAUGUCUCCAUGCCCCAUGAUUUUGAAAUGAUGCCAAUUUUUUAAUAAGACAUAAAAUGUGACUGGACAGCAAUUAUUCUCAUGAUUUCUGCCUAAUCAUUUGCUUCUUUCUUGUACUUGUUUAAAGUUUACUUUAUUACAUGAUUUUGAUUAUACAAAGGACAUUAUUGUAGAACAAUAGUUUCCUCUGAGGCUUUCCAUCAUCUUGGAACUUAUCUUAACAUAUUAUUUUAAAGAUUUGUCAUUUAUUGGAACCAAAUACUUGUAUUUUAGAAUGUGCACAUAUUUUUUCCACUAUAUCUGCAAAAUUGCUGAAACCAAAUUCUAAACAAAACAAAAUUAUUAUUAUAGCAAAAAGGACUAGAACUAGUAAUUUUAGGUUUUGUAAUUACCUGGAACCAGUAAUUUUCAAGCAAUUUCUCAACAAAAAAUUUUUUUUUCAAUUUUAGUGGGUAAAUGUUAUGUUUUCUUUGUUUGUGGGAUUCUCUGUUGACAUUUUAAAAUAAAAUUCAAUCAACAUGAUUAUGAUCUGCAAGAACAUGAACAUUGGUAUCAAUAAAUUUUAUCUGGGAACUUAAAAACAAGUAUUUUGUACUUACAAAUGUAAAGCUUUUUCUUGCUGGUACCUAUACAAUAAGAAUAGCUUUUAUUACUGUUUAUUAUUCAAGUUAACUGUAAUAAUAAAUAGCCUAUGACCGAAAUGUGUAAUAAAAGUAAUCUUUUGAUGUCAAUCAUUCUUAUGUUGUAUGAUUCCAUGCAUUCAAACAUGAAAAAUAUGUCAAUCCAUAUUUUUAAAAAAUGCAGAGACUUCCUUUUGGAUUGACAUUGUGAUUUAUAUCCUUUAUGAAUGGCUGUCAUUUCAACACACACUGACUGACAAUAUGUUACUAACAUUUAUUUGUAGUAUGAUUUGAUGAUAAUGGUAAUAAGGGGAAGAGAAUGCAAUCAGAUUAGCAAAGAAGGAGAUGAGUAAAACAAAGUAUGUGCAAACCUUUGUUUUACUCAUUUCCUUUUGAUGAUUAUGUACUGGUUGCAUCAUAAGCAACAAUAAUUCAAAACGCUGCAUUUUUACAUAAUUUAUUUUAGUGUGUUUUUGUGCAGUUUUCAGAAUCUCCUUGAUAUUAACAAUAAAACUUUCAUUACCAUG